This is a messenger RNA of Camponotus floridanus (Florida carpenter ant), 2516 nucleotides long. Its product is annotated as solute carrier family 26 member 10. Gene Ontology annotation, biological process: transmembrane transport. Lineage: Eukaryota; Metazoa; Arthropoda; Insecta; Hymenoptera; Formicidae. Gene Ontology annotation, cellular component: membrane. The record is from RefSeq and is a predicted model, not a curated record. The transcript is spliced from 11 exons. Gene Ontology annotation, molecular function: sulfate transmembrane transporter activity; chloride transmembrane transporter activity; oxalate transmembrane transporter activity. Bases 216 to 2222 code for a protein of 668 amino acids.
GAACAUGGCCUGGUGAUUAUUAAUCACGUGCUAUCCGAAGAAUCUCAGUAUCUAUCUGCCAAUGACAUGAGAGAGACUGAAUAUAUUUUAUUAGAUAUAUAGAUGUCUAGAUAAAAUAAGAAUUCUAACAAGUUUCAUCAUCAUUCUUUAUACUAAAAAUUCUUAUAUAAACAAUUCUUAAGAGUGAGAGUACUUAAUAGUUACGGACUGCAAUCAUGGACAAGCGUGAUGCAUUGUUACAAAUAAAUUUAGAGAGACCUCUUUAUGAACACGAGGCAUUGAAUCAAAAUUACAAUUAUGAGAAGCCAAAAUCAUUUUUGAUGCAAAAUGCGAUAAAUAUCAUCAGAUCGAAAGAUUGGCGAGCUUGUAUAAUGUCGACAGUACCAGCAGUGAAAUGGCUUAGCAAGUAUAAUUGGAGAGAAAACAUAUUGUCUGAUAUUAUUUCUGGUCUAACAGUGGCAAUUAUGCAUAUACCGCAAGGUAUGGCAUAUGCACUUUUGGGAAACCUACCACCAGUGGUUGGCAUAUACAUGGCCUUCUUUCCUGUCUUAAUAUAUUUUCUUUUUGGUACAUCCAAACAUGUAUCUAUAGGAACUUUUGCCGUGGUUUGUCUAAUGACCGGUAAGGUAGUAACAUAUUACUCACAUCCAGUCAUGGAUUAUACAUCAGCGAAUUUUUCGGACUCUCUUUCUGAAAAUCUCGAAGAUGUUACAUAUACGUAUACAUCCAUGCAAGUGGCAACAGCUGUGACAUUAAUGGUUGGAAUAUAUCAGAUAAUAAUGUGUACAUUCCGAUUAGGCAUUGUAACAACUUUGCUGAGUGAAACUUUAGUAAAUAGCUUUACGACAGCAGCUGCCGUUUACGUUUUUAUCUCUCAAAUCAAGGAUCUUCUUGGUUUAAAACUACCAAAGCAAAAAGGAUAUUUUAAGCUAAUUUUUACCGUUGUAGAUGUAUUUAAGGAAAUAGAAAAUACCAAUAUAACUGCAGCCAUAGUAUCAAUUGUAUCAAUUGUUAUUCUUAUUUUUAAUAAUGAGUUCUUGAAGCCAAGGAUGAGCAAAAUAUGCAGUAUGCCAAUACCUAUUGAACUCAUUGCAGUCAUUGGUGGGACAUUAGUUUCUCGAUAUUGCGAUUUACCAAAGACUUAUAAUAUUGAAACCGUUGGACAUAUUCCUAUAGGGCUUCCUAAACCAGAAGUGCCGAGUCUUGAAUUAUUGCCUUUGGUAGCAAUCGAUAGCAUCGCAAUAACCAUGGUUUCGUACACUAUUACCAUGUCAAUGGCAUUGAUAUUCGCGCAGAAACUUAACUAUGAAAUAGAUUCUAAUCAGGAACUUCUUGCAAUGGGCUUUAGUAAUGUAAUGGGUUCUUUUUUCUCAUGCAUGCCAAUAGCAGCCUCCUUAAGCAGAUCUCUCAUUCAACAAACUGUCGGAGGACGUACGCAAAUAGCGAGUAUCGUGUCUUGCUUAUUGUUGCUUAUUAUACUCUUGUGGGUUGGACCGUUUUUCGAAUUAUUACCAAGAUGCGUGUUGGCUUCCAUAAUAAUUGUAGCAUUGAAGGGAAUGUUCCAACAAGCUAAUCAAUUCGUUAAAUUUUGGAAACUGAGCAAGACUGAUGCCAUCAUUUGGAUCGUAACAUUCCUAAUUGUGACGUUGAUAAAUAUUGACAUUGGAUUGUUUGCGGGUUUGCUCGUGUCACUGGUCAUUAUUCUGCUUCAAGCUAUUCGACCCUAUGCAUGUUUGCUAGGUCACAUACCACAUACGGAUUUAUAUUUGGAUUUGGAUAGAUACAAAGCAGCGGUGGAGAUACAUGGAAUAAAAAUAUUUCAUUAUUGCGGUACACUAAACUUUGCAAAUAACAAUUACUUUAGGUCUAUCAUAUAUAAACUCGUAGGAGUAUGUCCGCAAAAGAUUAUCAAGCAUAGAAAAAAAUUAACUGAAGAAAAUCAAUUUCUGGAUGAUUCCGAAGGUAGACUUGAAUUGCAAUGCAUAAUCAUGGACAUGAGUGCGUUGAGUUACAUCGAUCCCAGUAGCGUUCAGAUGUUGCACUUGAUUGUCAAAGAAUUUACGCAAGUGAACAUCAAAUUUUACUUUGUCAAUUGUCCAAGUCCCAUCUUUGAAAUAAUAAAGAAAUGUGAUUUAUACAUAUAUGGCGAGAUGUCGCUGAAAAUCUUCGCGACUAUACAAGAUGCCGUUGCUUAUUUUCGAAAUGAGAUUUCCUCAAGAUAAUGGAAAAUGGUUUUUCAGUCAUACAUAUGUAAUAUAUGGACAUAUUUUUGAUAACAAUGUAACUACAUAAUGGAGGAGUGUACAGCUAUAUUAUGCAUGCAGUAUUGCUUUUUACGUUGUCUGUCUUAUGUUGUGUAUCUUUGUGACAUAUUUCCUGCAAAACAAUAUUGUAACAAAAAAAGAAAUCUUUUUUUACUCAGUGCCAAUUUUUAAUAAAAAAAAUAUGCAACAAAAUGUGUAAAACAGCAUUAUGUAAGUUGCAUAAAAACACAAAGUGAUACAAAUGUACUUCAC